This is a messenger RNA of Lodderomyces beijingensis, 1269 nucleotides long. NCBI's taxonomy places the organism in Eukaryota, Fungi, Ascomycota, Pichiomycetes, Serinales, Debaryomycetaceae. The record is from the annotation of a GenBank genome assembly.
AUGAAAGUUCUUGUGUCUUCAGACGAUACUGGAGCAGCAAAAUUGGUUGUAUUCAAAAAAGGCACUGACACCUCGAAGAAGGACUCCACAGGCCCCCUGUUAGUGAAGAAUUGCUUGGCUAGACCCAAUUCUAGCUAUAAAACACGAAUUGCACAUUUACUCAACUAUGACUACCAGUACCUCAUAGCCUCGAGAUAUGGCGGAGUUGUGUCAAUAUAUGAUUUUGAAGAGGCUGAACAAACGAAAGAGGAGGGACAAAAAGAACAAGAGCAAGAACAAGAGCUUUUCACACAUAUCAAGGAUUACCAGAUACCCAUCGAAAAGGACGACAAACCAGUCGCCUUGUGCAAGUCUGAGAAAUUGGAUAGUGUGUUGUUGGCUUACGAGUCAGGCAAAGUCUUUUUGCUCUACCUUGGUAAUCUUGAAUUUGAACCCUUUGAGUUGGACGUGCCACGUACAGGCCCCAUAAGUGCGUUUACAGUUAACCAGCACCAGGAAAAUGUUGUUGCUUACGGAGGCAAAGAAAACGAUCUUCAAAUAGUGGAGCUCUUUGACUCGAAAUUGAACAGUAAUGUAUUCAAAGGUGACUACAAGUGUGCGUUAAAGCCCAAAACCAUCUUUAAAGCGAAAAAUGUCAGGAAUGACCACUUGGAUUUAAGAGUGCCUAUUUGGAUUACCAACAUAUUGUUUUUCGACAACGCAGCCAAAAAGGGACAGUACAAGCUCAUCACUUCGACAAGGUAUGGUCAGUUGCGACUCUACGACAUGGCGCAUGGACGCAAGCCAACCAACGAUUUUCAAGUCACGGACUCAGCUAUUCUCAGGUUGGCGUUUGCCGACGACGAACAGACCCAAGUGGUUGUUACAGACACGCACAGCUUGAUUGCCAAGUAUUCUCUUUCUCAAAUCGACAAGAGGGCGUUCAAAACCAACUCGGCGUCUGCUGGCGACAUUAUCAAGCCCGUUCCCAGGCUUCUAGGGAAAUUCGCGGGAGGCAAUACCGGUGCAACAUUUGCAGUACAAGUAUACGACAACGUUGCAGCCUUUGGUGGUCUCGAUAGGUACCUUCGAGCGUUCAAUACCGACGACAGGGAACUAUUGGCCAAGAUUUACCUCGGGGUCGAGAUCAGUUCGUUGAUUAUCCUCGACGAUGAGGAUGAAGUAGAUAAAGAAGAGCAGGACCAAAAACGUAAGCGAGAAGAAGAAGAAGCCCACGAAGAAGAGGAAAUGUGGAACCAAUUGAGCAAGAAACGAGAUGUUCGCUACUGA